AGCUGUAGUUUGCGCUCCCUCCUCCCGACUACAAGCUCCACAGAGCCGCUGGAGGACGGUUGCUUGGUAUUAUUAGCAAGCGGGAAGUAUGGCGGUGGCGCGCGUCGACGCAGCUUUGCCUCCUGGAGAUGGGUCAGUGGUCAAUUGGUCAGGACAGGGGCUACAGAAAUUAAGUCCAAACUUACCUUGUGAAGCUGAUAUUCAUACUUUGAUUCUGGAUAAAAAUCAGAUUAUUAAAUUGGAAAAUCUUGAGAAAUGCAGACGAUUAAUACAGUUGUCAGUGGCGAAUAAUCGGCUGGUGCGGAUGAUGGGUGUGGCCAAGCUCACCCAGCUCCGGGUGCUGAAUUUGCCUCACAAUAGCAUUGGCUACGUGGAGGGGCUGAAGGAGCUCGUGCAUUUGGAGUGGCUCAAUUUGGCAGGAAAUAAUCUCAAGGCCAUGGAACAGAUCAAUAGCUGCGCAGCUCUACAGCACCUUGAUUUAUCGGACAAUAGCAUACCCCAAAUAGGUGACCUGUCUAAACUGCUAUCACUGAAGACCCUGCUUUUACAUGGGAACAUCAUCACCUCUCUGAGAAUGGCACCUGCUUAUCUACCCAGGAGUCUGGCUAUACUUUCUUUGGCGGAAAAUGAAGUUCGGGACUUAAAUGAGAUCUCUUUUUUGGCAUCCUUAACUGAAUUGGAACAGUUGUCGAUCAUGAACAAUCCUUGUGUGAUGGCAACGCCUUCCAUUCCAGGGUUUGACUAUCGGCCGUACAUCGUCAGCUGGUGCUUGAACCUCAGAGUCCUAGAUGGAUAUGUGAUCUCUCAGAAGGAAAGUUUGAAAGCUGAAUGGCUCUAUAGUCAAGGCAAGGGGAGAGCAUAUCGGCCUGGUCAGCAUAUCCAGCUUGUCCAGUAUCUGGCUACAGUCUGUCCUCUCACUUCUACACUGGGUCUUCAAACCGCAGAGGAUGCUAAACUAGAGAAGAUUCUGAGCAAGCAGAGGUUUCACCAGAGGCAGUUGAUGAACCAAAGCCAAAAUGAAGAGUUGUCUCCUCUUGCUCCUGUUGAAACCAGGGCACCCCUUGUACCUGAGCAUUCCAGCCCUGUUCAAGACUGUCAGAUCGUCCAGGAAAGUGAACCUGUCAUCCAAGUCAAUUCUUGGGUUGGGAUAAGCAGUGAUGAUGAUCAGUUAUAUGGUGUUAAGAGUAACUUUCCAGCCUCUGUUCACACGGCAAGAUACUCUCGAAAUGACCUGCGCCUGGAGGACAUACAGACCGAUGAGGACAAGCUGAGCUGUAGUCUUCUCUCUUCAGAGUCUACUUUCAUGCCAGUUGCAUCAGGACUGUCUCCAGUUUCACCUACAGUUGAGCUGAGGCUACAAGGCAUUAACCUGGGCCUAGAAGAUGAUGGUGUUGCAGAUGAGUCUGUGAAAGGGCUGGGAAACCAGGACUUUGACAAGGAAGAGGAAAAGGCUUUUUGGGCUGCAAAGGAGAAUUCUGUUCAAGCGAUGAAGAGUCCGAUCAGUACAGAGGUAAAUGAGAAAGAUGGGCCAUUACCAUGUCCUGAGCCAACAGUAACCAGUGCUGUCUUGAAGGAUGACACCCACAGUCUUACAUCUUCUCCUGAGUCAGUUGGACACAAUGUCUUCCAUACACAGCCAGACGGUGAAGAAAUCAUGUCUCAAACAGCUUCAGAGAAACUUCCCUGCAGAGUUUUAACCCAGAGAUGUGUUGCUUUGGGACAAGAUAAAGUUGCCCUUCAGAAAUUGAAUGAAGCAGCCACUAAGCUUCAGGCCUGUUGGCGAGGCUUUUAUGCCAGGAAUUACAACCCUCAAGCUAAAGAUGUGCGUUAUGAAAUCCGGCUACGCAGAAUGCAGGAGCACAUUGUCUGCCUAACUGAUGAAAUAAGGAGAUUAAGAAAAGAAAGAGAUGAAGAACGUAUUAAAAAAUUUGUACAAGAAGAGGCUGUCAGAUUCCUUUGGAACCAGGUAAGGUCUCUACAAGCUUGGCAGCAGAUGGUGGACCAGCGUCUGAGUUCCUGGCGUUCUGACGUUCCUCCUUUAUCAAGUACUCUAGUGCCAUCUAAACCUCCAUCAUUCACCCAAAGUCAGGAGUCUUCCUCUGAUCACAAUUCUGAUUGGUUCAUUGCUCCUGAUGAAGCACCUCAAGAGAAAUCCUUACGGGAAUUUCCAGACUCUGGUUUUCAUUCCUCCCUAACAGAACAAAUUCACUGUUUGCAGGAUUCCUUGGAUUUUGAAAAAAGUUCCACAGAAGACAGUGAAAGUUCCAUAAUGGGGAAUUCUGUUGACACAGUCAAAUAUGGCAAAGAGUCAGAUGUAGGGGAUGUUAGCGAAGAACACGGUGAAUGGAGUAAGGAAAGCUCAAAUGAUGAGCAGGAUAAGAGUCUGCUUGAACAGUAUUUAACUUCAGUUCAACAGCUAGAAGAUGCUGAUGAGAGGACAAAUUUUGAUGAAGGGACAGGAGAUAGUAAGCUUUACAUAGCUUGUUCCCCUGAAAAGUUAGAUGUCUUGUCUGAUAUUGCUUCUGUAGAUGAUGCUCAUGGUUUAUCUCCUGCUUUGCAAGCUGAAAUCAGUCAGACACCAGAGAAUUGUAAAUUAAACGCAGAAGUGCAGGGGCAGCAGUCAGAAUGUGAGUCUACGUUUCACGUGUUGCAUGUUGGUGUUAUUGUGUAACAUAUCUGGUUGCUUGGGAAGCAGAAAUCCACUGGACUUAAGAAUAUUUUCAGUUGCCUUUUUUUGUUUGAAGGGAAAUAUUCCCCACAGUUUUUUUACUAUGUAUAUAGAGUUUGUAUUCUUAUCUUGUAUUUUCCAUAUUCUAGGUACUGGGCUGGAUCUUCAUUUUGAUUUUGUUAGCUUUUUACUUAACUGUAUGGUAGCAAACGAUAUUUAUAUUGAAAGCUCUGUGCACUUUAUUUCUUAACAACUGAAUUGCAUCAACAGUGUUCCUGUUUUUUUAUGUACUCAUUUCCUUUCAAAAGUUAACUAGAAUAUCUUAAAGAAGAUAGAAAAAUUUACCUUAAAGAUAUAAAUAAAAGAAUUUUGAUUCUUCUGUAUAUGAGGAAAUUAAUUAUGUAGUAAGGAAUGCAAUUUGUUAAAGUAAAUAUAAAAGAGAAAUAUGAGGACUGUGAACUAUUGAAAUUUGCCAUCCUCCUUGUCGUAAGAACAUGUUUUUAAAGACUUUUGAGUUAAGGAAAGCCUUCUUAUAAGCAAAAAGGGAGAAAAGAUAAAAUUAUAGGAUUUUUCAGUGGCGAUGAUUAAAGUGUUUCAUGGAAAUCUUUAAUGUCAUGCAUCAGUUUUAACAUAUGAAGCAAAGUAUUCCAUCCAGAAUCAAAAAUCAAGCUUAUUUAAAGAGGCUACACAGGAAUAUUUCUCUUCAAUAUAAAGAAAGCAGCGCUAGGCUCCAUUCCUGUGGAAUGAUGUCACAACAUUUAUCAUCUUUUCAUUUUGUGCUUUUUUUACACCACAGAUAAGCAUUUAUGUGCCAACACAUUGCCUGAAAUUAAUGUAUAUUCAUCUUCUCUGUUCCUGCUUUGUAUUUUCUUAAGUGUUUCAGCAGAAGGUCUAUGGUCAUUUUCUUCACUUUUUGACCUCUGCCUCAUAGUGAAGAACAUCUAAAAUAAUACUAUUGGUAGGAUAUGAAUGACUUUUUUUUUUAAAUGACUAUUUUCUAUCUAAAUCUCUGAAAAAAUGCCACAUUUGGAAGACAAUUUAAUGGUGGUUAAGAAAAAAAAAACCUUACUUAUUUGUUUACUUGUUAAAAAAAUAUAUAUCUAUAAUUUCAGGAAGAAAUGAUAAUACUGUGUUUGAAUGUUAUAGAUGGAUGCAUUCUCAAAUCAAGGAUAAUUUUUGGAAGCUUGAUAUUUUAUUCUUUGAGAAUGUUCUAAUAUCAUUGAACAAUGCAUAUCUGAUUUCCCCCAAUCUAUGGACAUACAACUGUUUAAAACUAUGGCAAUACUUAAGUGUCAUCUAAAUUUAGGUGCUAAAUAUCUAUUCAUUAUUCUGUUAUUCACCAGGUCCCCUUCUUUGAAGUUAUAUAAAAUUAAAACUUUUGAUCUUUCAAGAAUAAAGUCAGGGAUCACAUCACACUUUGUCGUUAGCAGAAAUGUAUCUUUGUUGUGGGUAAGAUGUGUUUUUCUCAGUUUGUGAAUAUGUGGCCCUCAGGUUGGAGGACUUGGAUUUCACUCUUAGAAAUCCAGACUCUCUUGAAAAGGAUUUAGUUUUUGUCUUAUGAAUGAAACAGGAGUCUUAUGUUCAAAAGGAUUUUCCCUAGUGAAGCCUAUGUAAUGUUGAAUGCAUGUUAAAUAAAAGUAGAAUUUUUUACGUUUUAAAUAAUGCUAGUUAUCUUUUAUGAGUGAUUUUGAAUUUCUUCUUAAGUAUACCCUAUUUUUCUAUUUUACGGUGAAGUGCCUCGUUUGCUGCCCAUAGUUAGACAAAGGAAAACCGCCUUGCACCGCACUCUUACCGAAGUGCUGCUCCUGGUGCAUGACUUUCUCCUCAAAGCUGGAAGGUCCCGCUGCAGUAUUACCUAGGCAGGUUUCUGACGACAUCUUCUCCCUCUUCUCUUUUUUUAAGAAAUGACAAAACACAACUAAGUUCCCUUGAACAUCAACAUUUGUCAGCAAGAUUUCCUUUUUUACCUUUGCCUUAUUUUUUUAGCCCACAAAUAAGUAUUCAGCACACUUUUAUUUUUAAUUGGCAGAAUAUGAUAAUGAUUAAUAUUCUGCUCUUCAUUCUAUUUAACUUUACUAGUGUUUUGAAGUACAAGAAUAUCAAGUAGCCCCCUACCUUAACUGUACAGAUUAUCUUGAAUGUAGAUAGAAUGAAAAUAAUGUAAAUUAUAAUGCAGGAAAACUGGCAUCGACUUAAUAUAUUUUAAUAGGUUUACAGUGUAAUUUAAAAUAAUUUAUGUAACUAAGAUAUUUGGUUUUAACUCCAUGGGCUCUUCAUUGGCCUGGCUAAGGAGGGAAUGGGUUCAGUAAGGUUUAGGAAAUCGAACAUUAAGAUGAUCUUUGUGUUUCCUCUAACCAGAGAGGUUUAGUUCAGCUGUGCUGUUUUAGUUCCUAUCAGUUCUCUUGAUUUAUGGAAAAUUCAAUAUAUCAAUUAGAUAUUCUUGCCGAAGCACAGAAUCAUGCCAUGUGAGAAUUGGAGCGGGACCUUAGAGAUGAUCUAUUCUAAUCUCUUUGUUUUAAAGAUGAAACUAAGGCACAGAGAAGUUAGAUGACUUGUCUGAUGUUUUAGCUAGUUAGUAGUAAGUAAACUGAAAACGUAAAAGUUACUGUAUUCCAAAAUCUUAAUAUACGCUCUCUCUAAACCUUUACGUUUACUGAGUCAGUAAGAAAGUCUCUGCAUAUUUUUCAUUCUUUUUGAAACGGAAAAAAGCUUCUAUAAGAGCUAGAACUCUAGCAGUCAAGGCAAAGUUUCUUGUAGAAAUCAACUAAAUCAUUCAGAACCCUGAGUGAAUUUUCUCCAAGAAAUGUGAUUUGAUUAAAAUGGUUUCUAAGAGCGAUAGUAGAAAUUAAAAUUUUAAAAGAAUAACUACAUCUGGAGUCCAUUUAUUUGGUGAUAUGAAGGUUGCAGAGGUAUAUAAAACUUUCUAGUGAAAUGCUGAGUUUGAUUGUGUUUCAUCUUGGUGUUGCAGAACAACAGAUGUUAACGUUUUAAGUCCCGUGGUGUGCAGAAAGCUCCAAUCAUGACACCUGAUACAUACAUCAUAUAGUUUGGUUUUAUAAGUUUAAUUAUAAAAGGCCUCAAAAUAUGCAUGUUUAUGAAAAUAGUUAUUUAAGCACACAUUUGUUUGCACAUAGGCAAAUAACUUUAUUCUUGAAUAACAUAGGUGCCAUUCUUGAGUGUGGAUUUUUAUUUCAUUUUGGAUUAUUUUAAAUAUGCAAACACCUUAAUAGUGUGUUUUCCUGUUACCUACUUAGGAUAAGUCUAGUUCCUCUUUUUAUAAGUAUUUUCAGAAACAAGAUGGGCUUAAUUAUAUUAUCUCCCUUGGUACUUUUUUUGGUGCAGAUUCUUAGAAUUGGAUUUAUAACAAUAAUAUAAAAGAUAAAAUCUUUUUUUUCUGGAGAAUUAAGACAUAGUAAAAAGGGAGCAUAUAAAGUGAGUCCGAUCAUUUCCCCAUUCAUAAAUGAAAAGAAAGAGACUUCAUUGUUUAAUGUAUAUUUUUAUUUUGUCAUGUACCUUAUUAAGGGAUAUUUAUUAUAUUGUAAUGUUUUAACUUUUAAACAUAUGACCCCCUCUUUCAUGAAGUAAAGCAGAGAGGGUCUGUAAGGAACAUGCUAAACAUUUUCAGUGAUAUUGUUUUCGCUGAUCAAACCUAUUGUGCCAUAUUAAAAUUAAAAGUCAAGUAAACCAAGUAGUCCUCACAGCCUUGGACAGAGACAAAUAAUUGUCUUUUUAAAUGAGGUGCUUUUUAUUUGUGAAUGAGUAGAAAUACUAAAUUUUAAUUCCUUAAUUGAUUUUAGUGGAUAGCAGGAAUCACUCUGUCGUGGGUUUGUUCAUUUUCUAAUUAAAUUUCUUUGAGUGUUUUGUAAUAAUUUUAAUGUUAAACAUAAGAGUUAGAAUGAUUUGAUUUUGGACCAUUUUUAGAUUUGUCUUUAAUUUUGUUGUAAAAAUAGUGGAUUGGUUAAAGUGGUUAUGGUUUGUUUUCUGAAGGCUUACUAUUUUAUAUUGUACUUAUUUAAUUUGUAUUUCAGUCUAAUUCUAAAUAAAAAGUUUGUACAUUUG
Messenger RNA from Equus caballus (horse), 6727 nucleotides. It is a transcript of the gene CEP97, whose product is annotated as centrosomal protein 97. Lineage: Eukaryota; Metazoa; Chordata; Mammalia; Perissodactyla; Equidae. Gene Ontology annotation, molecular function: protein binding. The record is from RefSeq and is a predicted model, not a curated record.